Molecule: messenger RNA, 613 nt
Organism: Schistocerca cancellata (South American locust)
Lineage: Eukaryota; Metazoa; Arthropoda; Insecta; Orthoptera; Acrididae
Exons: 2
Coding region: 55-561 (168 amino acids)
Source: RefSeq, a predicted model, not a curated record
UGGAAGCUACCGGAUUCCUUCCUAGAGUUCUGCAGACCGACAGAGACGACCACCAUGCUGAGACAAGCCGUCACCCUGAUGUUCCUGGCAGUCAUUGCCAGCGCGUCGUACCCGAAGAAAACGGUGGUGUUCCAAGACCCUAUGGACUACCAGGCGGAGUCCAAGUGCUGCAUGGGCGCCUUUGACACUCCGCACCGCUACGAUGGCGAAUACCAGGUUACCGCCCUGUACCUCACCAGCCACGUGCGUAACUACGUGACGCUGGAGAUAGGCCCAGAGGUGCAGGACAUCAGGAUCAAGAUGAGCGAGUGGCUCCUGGGUGGCGACGGUUGGACCGUCGUCGGCACUGGCAACUACUCUCAACUCGCCGACCCCGUCCAGCUGCUGAGGGUCCCCAUCAGCUACAAGACGACACCAAACGCUACCUACUUGUUCGAGAUCAUAUACUACGGGAGUUACACUUACCCUGUGUACUGGUACAUGGAUGUGUCUGCGGGCCCUUACAAUACAACAUACAACUCCAAUCCUUUUAUAAUCGGUAUUGAGUACGAGUAUUUGUAAGAAUAACUAUGUGCAUCUAUCUGUUGCAGUUUUCUAUGCGGUACACCUAAUA